AUGUACUCGACUCCCGAGGAGAUUAAUACCGCCGUCGCGGCCUAUAGAUCCCACAUCUCGAACCAUAAUCGUCGGGUCAUCGAAGUUUACGUAUCUCUGGUCGCCGACGCAGAUCUCGAAGAAGGGGAUGACGAGGAGUAUGAUGAGGGUAACGAAGACAUCAACGACCUGCGAAUACAAAGCCUAUGGCCCAUGUUUGACACACGGCUUGGGACUUUCGUCUCUACACCAGCUCAAAUCCUCACCCGCUGGGACGAACUAUGCUCCAUCUACGAUAUGGACGGGACAGGCGGUGGUGUGCCUUCCGAAGAGGAGAAAGCUCAUCUCGAGGACUACUUCCUAGCAAUGGAAAAGGGCUUGAAGAGGUCAUGUCGGGAGGAGGUACGGGAGACAGUUAAAUUUCCAGAAGAGUUCCGCCUCCUGGCAAAACAAGUCGGCGCCCUUACAGGGCCCGGCAUGACGGAACAUAAGUCGCGGUACCAAGCUUCGUUUUGGACCGGGCCAUAUAUCCAGUUCACUACCGAGACUGAGAAGUAUCUUCUUGACACAAUCAAGAGUCCAGAGUGGCUGGAGGAGCACGUUGCCAGUUGUUGGGACUUUGCCGCGGGCUGGGAAUCGGGCGCUGGCUAUGACUGUUGGUCCUACGUUGUCUACUGCCGGAGGGCUGCCGAGAAUGACGAAGCCAGUGCUUCCCCCGAGCCAUGGGCCUGGAGGUACAUGCUGAAUGAUAUCUAUGGCGAAGAAGUUUUCGACACCAUUCCAGAUUUGUUGGCGUGGUAUUGCCGUUACCGUGAGAGGUCAUUGCCUGAUGCGUCUAGCAUGACGGGAUAUGAGAUUCUGACUGGCAAAAUCCUCAGUUAA
Molecule: messenger RNA, 861 nt
Organism: Colletotrichum siamense
Lineage: Eukaryota; Fungi; Ascomycota; Sordariomycetes; Glomerellales; Glomerellaceae
Exons: 2
Coding region: 1-861 (286 amino acids)
Source: RefSeq, a predicted model, not a curated record